Molecule: messenger RNA, 513 nt
Organism: Linum tenue
Lineage: Eukaryota; Viridiplantae; Streptophyta; Magnoliopsida; Malpighiales; Linaceae
Source: the annotation of a GenBank genome assembly
AUGGCCACCGAGAGUUCAGAUAUGCCGCGUCGACGGUCCUUGCCAGGGGCUAAUCCUCCUUCUCCGAUCAGCAAACUAGGGGACGACCUCCUCUUCGAAAUUCUGAUUCGCUUGCCCAACCCUAGAUCCGCCUGCCGGAGCAAAGCCGUGUGCAAGCAGUGGAGAUCUCUGGUUUCUAAACCCUGCUUCAGUCGCCGCUUCCUUUCUCACCACCAGAGCAAGAACAAUCCACCACCUCCUAAGCUUAUUCUCUCGGCUGACAGCCUUCUGAGUUUUCUCCCCGUGCCCGGCCUUCUUCCUGACGAGGAAUUCAUCGUUUUUGAUUGCUUCAAGGACUUGCUUUUAUGCGGGUUUAGGAGCCGUGCUAAUCCUCAACUCGCCAGAUCGUACCUGCUCUGCAACCCAUUUACGGAGCAAUGGGUCGCCCUUCCUUUGGCCCCUGAAAGGCCAGUGUGGUUGAGGAGAGUGUCAGCAAGAGUCUGGAGAUUGGACCAAGGAGGCUGGUGUAGUUGA